AACUCAAGAAAAUGCCGCCAAAACCAGCAAAAGACGUGCCCAAAAAGCCUCCACCGCAAGUGGCACGCCCUCCGAUCAGUGAUUCUAGCCUAAUGUACAUUCCUGAUGAUGCGAUUGAAGGUUUUCAGGAACGAAUAGAAACAGGGAUAGACUGGACACUCAUUGAAACUGCUGCUAGACACCACAGGGAAUUGUGUCAGACUGACCUACCAACUAUCACGUUUACCGAAGCCCUGCAAAACAAAAUUAAGAAAAGCAUAUUUAACGGCUUCCUCGAUGAAGAGUCUGGUUUAACUUUGGACCAACAGUGGGAGUUACUGCUGCCUAUCACGUUGUGGGAUAACGAGAAGUUUGCUAACGAAGAAGGACAAACGUGUUUCAACAGUAUCAAUUGUAUCACUGAUGAUAUGGUAAAACUAAUCAAGAAAACAGUUAAAAUUGGUGAUAGAAAUGUUCUGAGGCGUGAAAUUAAAGCUGCGUCGGUUUUAAGAGUUAAUGACACCCAAAUGACGGAACUAGACAGCGGAUUAUUAGAUUUUCAAAAUCUAGUAAAUCUAAAUUUAUGUGGUAAUUAUUUAAGUGAAGUGGAUGGAAAACUUCUCCCACCUGGAAUAAGAUCACUGGAACUUCAAGCUAACCGCAUCAGAGAUGUUGGAACUUUUGUAGAGUUUUUGCCCUUCGACUUGUUGUAUUUAGGAUUAGCUAGGAAUUUUCUAGAAAACGAGUACAUUGAGUCUUUGGCGCGUCUACCAUUCCACAUUACAGUCUUGGAUUUGUCUGACAACGACAUCUAUCACCUUGAGCCGUUACUAGAUGUUUUAGCGCGGCUACCGAACAUGAGAGCGCUCCUGCUAGCCGGCAACCCGUGCGCGGUGUGUGCCGGCUACUCCCGUACUACCCUAAUGAGGUUGCCUCGCCUCAAGUGGCUGGACUCCCGCGAGGUCCUGCCCACAGACCGGUCAGCAGAACCGUUCGAGCCCCACCCUGAUGACUUGCGCUCUGCCUACUUUAACUUUACCAUAUUCCGCGUCAUGUCUGCUGCGCAACCGCCGAAACCAGAGAAGGGUGCAGUAACAACAUUUCAUGUAGAGUUGGAAUUGCCUCUUUUAGACGCAAAACGUCGUAAAUUCCUCAUGUUCCGCAACAACGAAUCACUGAUUGAGAUGCUGCCUCCACCUGAAGAUGAGGAAUGGCCAACCAAUAAAGUGCCCUCAUUGUUCAUAGAGAGCAAAAGCGCUUUAGAUACAGAGACGUCGCCCCAUGAAUCUGAUAUCUAUAACCACUUAACGGCUAAAAACUCUAGAGAAAUUGUCAAUUUUACGACCUUUGAAAGCAACAGGAUUCAAUGGAACAAAGUAAUGAACUUCCAAGAGCCGGCAGUCAGGAUCUUCUGCCCGGACCUGAUAGCUUUAAGAGAUACCUUCAGGACAAUCGUUACAGUUAGAUUGAUUUAUUCUGUGACGGUAGCUGGAAAACAAGGAAAGCCAGACAAGAAGAGUGCUCACUCGAUCAAGCAACCAGGAGAGCAGAGAGUGGUACUGGCCUCCAUCAAGUGUCACUUGCGACAGCCGGACUGGAGUCAACACUCCCAGCACUUCCAUUGGGACGACUCCUUGGGGACAAACGAUGCUAUACACUGGGGAGAUGGAGAUCUAUCUGUUCUGCAGUACAGUCAAGCGCCUGUAAAAGUAACGAAGGGCAAACAAGAGACCGACAUUGGAUCAUCAAGACAACUGCCCCCAGAAAAUCUUACAUGUCAUUUUGGUUUUGGUAUCGAUACCUUGAGAGCUUAAUUUAUAAUAAAUGCAA
Molecule: messenger RNA, 1809 nt
Organism: Ostrinia nubilalis (European corn borer)
Lineage: Eukaryota; Metazoa; Arthropoda; Insecta; Lepidoptera; Crambidae
Exons: 9
Coding region: 12-1793 (593 amino acids)
Molecular function (GO): protein binding
Source: RefSeq, a predicted model, not a curated record